AUGGCUGGCAGUCUGGCUGGAGAGUUCCCGGUUGAUGUGAACCAGGGAUGCGUUGGGACGUGGAUUCCCACGGGAUGCGGGGAGGACAAAUUGCUCCCUUCCCUCUUGACCUCUCUCGAGGACAUCUUUACCCACUGGCAAAAAACUCCCUCAAACUCCAGGAGAAGAAAGGUGAGUGAUGAGGAGGCAGCCAUCCCAGAGAAGAUCAGAGUUCCUGAUCCUGUGAGCAGCUCUGAGAGCUCAGAGAAAGAAGAGGAUGAGAAAGAGAAGGCGAAAGCUGCAAAUGCAGCUAGCCUUUCCCUGGCCACGAACUCGGGGGUGAAUGUAGAGAGCAGUGAAGAUGAUGACUCCUCAUCAGAAGAGGAGAGACCAGCUGGAAAAGGUGCAGUUACGGUGACACCAGCUGUGGUGAGUGGCAAGGCUGCCAACUCCCUGCAUUCUCCUAACAAACCCGCUACCCCGCCAGGCAAAGCAGCGGUUCCCUCUGCUGCAAAAAGAACUGUGGUCUCAAAUAAGCAGCAGCCCAAUGCGCCAACUGCAUCUUCAUCUCCGGCCAAGGCUGGGCAGAAACUGCCUGGUCCUGGGAAGCCUGGACAUGCUGCAACAGCCACGGCCAAAGUCGGUCAAAGCAAAGCAUCAGUAACGACCAAAGCACCGGAAAGCUCCAGCAGCAGCUCAUCAGAGAGUGAAGAGGAAAAAGAGACGCCAACUGUAAAGACCCCAGCCCCCAAAGUGGAGCUGAAGCAGGCAGCUGCGGCUGCUGCCAGCAGCAGUGAGGAAUCAAGCGAUGAGACAUCCUCUGAGGAGGAGCCUGCAACUCCAGCGGUCCAGGCAAAACCACCUGUGAAAACAGUGCAGGUUAAUGCAGCACCUGUGAAAAGUGCACCUGCUGCUCCAGUGUCUGUCAAGAAGAAUGCAGUGAGGCAAACGGCAGUGGCACCAAAUCAGGCCAAACCCACAUCCACAACGGUUCCUGGGGCUUCAAAGCCCGAUGACACAUCAGACAGCAGCGACUCAUCAGACAGUGAAGAUGAGGAACCUCCAUCAGUAACCCAGACAAAGCCAUCUCCAAAAUCCUCCCAGGCCAUCCCAUCCCCGGUGAAACCUACAACAGCAGCAUCACUCUCUGGCAAAGCAGCUCCAGCAAAACCACUUCCACUGUCCCAAGGGAAGCCAGCAUCAAAACCAGCAGCGCUAAAGCAGGCCAAAACCACACCGGGAGGGACUGCUGCUCCCACAAAGCCUGCUGAAAGUACGAAGCCAGUGGAGAGCUCUGAAUCUUCAGACAGUGAAGAGGAGGAUCUCCCUGUGCCUGUCAGCCAGAAGAGGUUAACAGAACAGCCUGUGCCUGUUCCCAACCUGAGCCAGGCUGCUCAAGCUGGGUUGCCUGUAAAAGCAGCAGGAAGCACCUUGAAAAGCCAGGCCUCAGAAAGUGGGAGUAGUGACACGUCUGACAGUGAAGAGGAGUCCCCUGCAGCACAGACACAGACUGCUUUUCCUGCAGUGAAAAUCAGCGCUGUGCCCCAAACCACAACACCAACAAACGUGAAGAAGGCACCGGCUCCUGCACCAACGCCAGCCCCUGCACCUGUAGACAGCAGUGAUGAUUCCAGCGAGGAGUCAGAUUCGGAGGAGGAAAUAGUCCCCCCUUCGCAGGCCUCCUCCCUUCCUCCUUGCCUAAAGAAAACGGUUCCUGUGGGAAAAGCUUCUCCAUCCAACACUGCCACUCUGCAGGCUGCUUCGCUCUUGGGAAGCCCCACCACCAAGUCGGGGAAGCCAGGCCUACAGCCAGCGCAGGAUGCCCGGCUGAGCCAGGCUGUGCCGCCCACCCAGGCAGAGGAGACCUCGGACAGUAGCAGUUCCUCGGACAGUGAUGAGGAAGAGACACCCAAGCAGCCCCCAAAACCUGGCUCGCUGCAGAAACCAGAAGGGACCCAGCUGGCCCACAGCUCCUCCUCAGAGUCCAGUGAGGAGGAGGAGGAGGCGGCAGUGUCGCAGUCCCUCCUUACAGGCUAUCUGGGCCUCUCCAGGACCCCAGCAGCACCCCAAACACCAAAGACGGUUCCCCCCCAGCCUGUAGUCAAAGUGAAGCAAGGGAAAGCAGCCGUGACUGCUGCAAACUCUCUCGCUAAGGCCUCCGGGAAAGCAGCCCCAGAUGACAGCUCCGGCAGUGACAGCAGUGACUCCGAUACAGACGUUGACCAGGUGGCUGCAAACCACAAAGCAGAACACAACCCCCCUCUAGGGCAGGAAGCCACGGGAGCAUCCAACAAAGAGAAGGUGGCAGGAAAAAUGGAGGCAGGUCAUGCCAGCGUCAAACCUUCCCCGGUCAAGAAAGCUCUGGCUGUGAAAGAGAAUGACAUUGGGGCAAAAGGGGUGCAAGUGACCCCAGCAUCAUCUGCACUGUUCUCUAUCCCGCAAUCAGAGGAGUCAAGCUCGGGGAGCGAAACUGAGGUAACCACUGCUGCUGAAGUACCUGCAGUGCAAACACUGAAAGGGUUGGAAGAGGAGAAGAAGAAGAAGAAAAAAGAGAAAAAAGAAAAGAAGGAAAAGAAGAAAUCUUCCUCCACGGCAGACAAGGCUGUGAAAACAUCUAAGAGCAAAGACAAAGAGAAUAAGAAGCAGAAAACAUCUCAGAAACGGAAACUGCCAGGAGAGGAUGGGGCUGUUGGGCAGCCCAAGGAGAAGAAGCAGAAAGGGCAAGCUAAUGAAGAAGUACCCAAAAAGAAAAAGAAGAAAGCAGCUGGUGAUCUGGAGAAGUUGCCAGGCAGCAAGGAAAAGAAAAAAUCAGCUAAAAAAAAAAAGACUGGAAAAGAAAAGAAGAAGAGCAAAAAGGUGUCUUCGGAAGGGGAGCCCAUAGCAGAUGGCUCUGCUGAUGUUCACAAAAAGAAGAAGAAGAAGAAGAAAACAGCUGAGCCUGAAGGAUUGUGA
Charadrius vociferus (killdeer) is the source of this 2931-nucleotide messenger RNA. It is a transcript of the gene TCOF1, whose product is annotated as Treacher Collins-Franceschetti syndrome 1. NCBI's taxonomy places the organism in Eukaryota, Metazoa, Chordata, Aves, Charadriiformes, Charadriidae. The record is from RefSeq and is a predicted model, not a curated record. The coding region runs from base 1 to 2931 and encodes 976 amino acids. The transcript is spliced from 16 exons.